Molecule: messenger RNA, 4670 nt
Organism: Monomorium pharaonis (pharaoh ant)
Lineage: Eukaryota; Metazoa; Arthropoda; Insecta; Hymenoptera; Formicidae
Gene: Myb
Product: myb protein
Exons: 10
Coding region: 879-2984 (701 amino acids)
Biological process (GO): regulation of DNA-templated transcription
Cellular component (GO): nucleus
Molecular function (GO): DNA-binding transcription factor activity, RNA polymerase II-specific; RNA polymerase II cis-regulatory region sequence-specific DNA binding
Source: RefSeq, a predicted model, not a curated record
UUCUCCUCCCCGCCAUGGAAUCCAGCGUUAGACCUGCCGCUUGCUGUUGCUGCUGCUGCUGCUGCUGCUGCCGCCGCCGCUGCCAUCAUCGUCGUCAUCGAGAGUCCCUCGCUUGGAUAGCGAUCGCCAGUCCACCAGUCCGAACUCGACCGUCGUUCAGAGUGGAUCGUUCAGCGCGAUCGAUCACGUUUCCCCUCGCCGAGCGCUGCUGCGCGGUGUGAUACCCUCGGGCAGUGGAAGUGUUUCGGCGCGUAAACACCCUUCGCGCGCGCCGGAGCACGCAUCCCUCUUCCCAUUUAUCCAAAGUUUAUCGGCCAGGUCGUCAAUCAUUUCCGUGGUACUGUGACCCGUAUUUGGGUCGGAAAUCUGGGGAAUUUGAAGAAGAAGAAAGAGGUCGUCGAUCCUCUCCCUCGCGCGUCUCGAAGAUCGAGGAGGAGUGAGAUCGAGAGACAAAGGGGAAAUAGAGAACGGAAAAUAGUAGGGUAAGGGAGAGGACGGCGGGAUAACGAAGGGAUGCGCGUGGCGUCCCGACGCCUGUUGUAGGGCUCUCCUUCUCGCGAGGGGCCGAGGGUAAGCGCCGCUACAAACAUGACCGCGUGAAGGCACAGCCCCCAGUCCUCUCCUCUCCCGGGAUAGAGUAAAAUAUUCUCCGGAGAGACGCGCAGAGAGACCGCCAUGGAUCGUGCCGUUACCGCGUGCAGGCGGUAGUGCUUGUAAGCCGGGGGGUGCACGGAGCAUCUACGCGGGAGAGAGGAUCCUAUUCACUCCGCCGAAUCCCGCGCUUUCUCCCUCGGCUCUCCUCCGCCCGUCUCGUCCCCGUCCCCGUUCCCCGGCCCCUCCCCGUCUCGUUCGCCACCCGCGGGAAUCGUGCGUCGCUUAUGAUGGAUAUAUUUUCGAAUGGAUUGCUCGCGCCUAAUGGAUUGCCGAUCAACAACGUAGAGAUAGCGACGUACCACUCGUCCUUUUGCUCACCACCGAUCACAGAAGCAUCUCGAUCUGGUUACGAUUCUAGUAGCGGCGGAGAGUCUGACAACGAGUAUAGUACGUCAACCAAUCGAGUACAAAAUCAAGUACAGAAUCAAAUUCCUACCGCUGCCACAAAUUAUGCGCAAGGAAAACACAUAAAUAAGGGACGGUGGACCAAAGAAGAAGACGCCUUGUUAAAACAGCUAGUGAGCAGCGCGGAACAAGGCACUGGUUUACGAUGGGACAUUAUAGCUGGCCAGUUUCCAGAUCGGAGCGAUGUACAGUGUCAGCAAAGAUGGGCAAAGGUCGUGAAUCCGGAAUUGGUUAAGGGUCCGUGGACGAAAGAGGAAGAUGAGAAAGUGGUGGAACUCGUAGGGAGGUAUGGCCCGAAAAAGUGGACGUUGAUAGCGCGACAUCUUAGAGGCCGAAUUGGCAAGCAGUGCCGAGAACGAUGGCACAAUCACUUGAAUCCGGAGAUAAAGAAAACCGCGUGGACGGAGGCUGAGGAUAGAAUAAUCGUUGAGGCCCACCGUAGGUAUGGCAAUCAGUGGGCAAAGAUUGCCAAACUCUUACCUGGUAGGACCGACAAUGCGAUUAAAAAUCAUUGGAACAGUACAAUGAGAAGGAAAUAUGAGAGCGAAGAAGGAAGAGUUGCAACCAAAGGCAGAGGCAAAAGAAAAAAUGUACAAGGCACUACCGUAAGGAAUACGCUUCUUUUGGAAGAUGAUCAGAAUCAAUUGAAGACUGUCUCGGCUAGCAGCUCAACAGUAACAGCGGGUAGCUCGUCGCAGACUCUUGAUAUCGAAAGUCAUCUGGAUUGGGUCAGAAAUUGGGAACAGCAAGAGUACCAAAACGUGCUACAACUAAAUAGGCGGCAUACACACGGCAAUGAAAAGUGCGCAUCUCCGAAAAGAGAAUCUUUGCAAGUGAAAAUUGAGACGGUUUCGUCAUUACCUAAAUAUUUUAACCUACAGCAAAUUCAAAAUGAAACAUCCAGUUCAAAGGGCUCCGAGAUAAAACUGUUGCCGAUGCCUGACUUGGAUUUACCCGAGCAUAUGGAGAAGAAGAGCAGUCCGCCACCUAUAUUGCGUAGGCGCAAAAACACGCAUAGUUUGCUGCAAAGGAUAGAAAUUUCCGAUAGCGGGUCUCAAUCGGAUUACAUAGUAACGGGUCACCAGGUGCAAACCGGAAACAUUACUCCUUCGACUCCUAUUAAACAACUUCCAUUUAGUCCCUCGCAAUUCUUGAACAGUCUGAGUCCGUCAGAAACGUGGCCGCGCGCGAGUACACCCAAAGAAAGCAGUCCUGGCCCGCUUACGACUCCGCAGCCUACCGGUUUUCGACGAAGUCAAAACGACGGUAUUACACCAAGAACACCUACGCCAUUCAAAAAAGCUCUGGCCGAGUUUGAACGUCGAAGCGGAGCGUCACACUUGCCCGCUACUCCUAGUCGUUUGGAUGCACUGACCGAAAUAAUAAAGCAGGAAACCGAGAAUGAAGCUGGAACGAGUUCGAUUCAGGAUCAAGAUUCGGGCUACAACAGUAUGAUACGAAGGCGCGGUAAAGAAAACAGCGCACCAGGAGGAAAACGUGCGCGAAAAGCUCUCUCUCAAGCUUGGGCUCAGGACAACUCCGACAUUAGUUUUCUUGUAGAAACACCAAGUAAAAGUUUGGAUACUUCUGCACUGUUUUCACCCGCAUCUAUGGCGCUAGAAGAUAGUUUGUUGACGGGAGGAACCAGUCCCACAAAGACUCCUCACGACUUUACGUCCGUACAACAACGGAAGCCGAAUGCCAAGAGAGCGAUCACGUUCGACGCAUUCGACAGUCCUUAUUGUAUCUUCAGCCCUUUGCCUCUCAGGCCGGUAAAACGCACCAAGACACAAUUGGAAGCGCAAUGGAUAACGGUGGCGUGCGGUCGCACCCGCGACCAACUUGAAAUGACUCGCGCCGCUCGACGCUUCUUGAGCAAUUACGGAUUGCUCCUGCCGUUGCGUCCACGUUCUUUGAAUUUCUGAGAAGGAAAAAACAAGGAAAAAAAUAUAUAAGACACGAAUACCGGCGCUCGGUCGCACUUUGUGGUACAAAAGAAGGAAUUAUUAAACUAGUCGUAGAUUGAAAGUAUAGGGUUCCGUUUCAGGAAUGCGCGAUCACUAUCGGUAAUUUCACGCGCUAUGAAUUCGAGAGGUAAAUUAAGCGACGAAUUCGAUCGGUUGACCUCGAUAUGCGUGGAUUAACUCUACACUGCGCUGGGUGACAAAGACAGCGGAAAUAAAUGAUGUACACUUUCGGAGAAUCUGGAUAGUGACUGAAUCAGGCGUGGAUCUAAUGUGGAAACGCUUUUUCUUCAUCCCUUGUGCAUUAUCACUUUUUGUUUCUAGAAAUUGCGGUUUUAAUCGCGUAAUUUCGAAAGUACACAUAUUUUAGUGAAUAACUUAUGUAUGUCUUUCUCUUGUGAGAAAAUUAUAUUUCAACAAAAUUAUAUAUUCAACAUAAGAAAGCGAGUAACAGCUGGAAUGAAAAAGUAACUGUUUCAUGCAAAAUCUAAAAAUUACGUCAAAUAUUGUCGAAUUGUUUCAUAUUUUGUAUGUAUUUUUUGAAGACAUUUAUAAAUAUAGUUUAUAUAUAAACUAUAUUAAAUAUAUGUUCAUUGCAGACAUAUAGCACGUAUACAUACAUACAUACAUACAUAUAUAUGUAUAUGUAUAUACGUAUAAUGUCACAGUUUCCUUUAAAUUGGAUUUUUGGAUCUACCUAUGUGCUAUACAGCAAACGAAAGAGUACUAAAAAUGUAAAUGAAUUGAUUCUGUAUAAAACAUAAAAAAAGACUAGAUUCUAUAAAUUCAACCCAUAUACGCACUGUAGGGUUAAAAGUUUCUCGUCGUUGUACGAAGUUAUGCGUCGUUGUAGAUAUCACCGGUAAUUUUGGACGCGUCGAGUGCAAUUUGUUGAAUUCGCUUACACGUAAUAGUAUACGAAAGCCACAGUGCAACCGAAUUUUCAUUCGGGGAUUAUGGGGUUGUUGCACUUUAUUUCUGUCGUGCCGUUCUCGAGGUGUAACAUACGAAUACAAAAAUAUAUCUUUCGCGUCCACAUAUUUGGAUAAUAAGAAGUAGGUUACUAUACAUAAUUUUGUAAUUUUAUUUACAAUUUUUCCUAUAAACUUCGUACCAUGAGAGAAUAAUUUCAGCCUGUGGAUCUGGUAAAAACGGAAAGCAAAAUAAGUCUAAAACAUGUCAAGCAAUAAGCAUCGCUAUUUAUUCCGUGAUAUUAUGUUUAUCUACCCUAGAAGCGAUUUCUGGGUGAUAUUUAGCAGACAGAAAUUAUUCCUUCAUAAAACAAAAUCCACACUAAAAUAUCAAUCCUGCUUUUAUCAUAAGAUUUUAAUGCUGAUACCUGAAAGAUUGAAUAAACGUGGAUAUCAACAAAUUAUUAUUAUUUGUUAAUAUCCUCUCUUAUCAAAACAUGCGGGUUUUUUCGAUUGCAAGAGACCACUUCUUGUCAUCCUUUUCUCUUUUUCUCUCUCUUUAUAUAGGAAAAAUUAAAAGAAUAAAAUUAUAAUUGAUUUAUUUGAUACACAGUAGUAUAUUAUACGUAAUAUAAAACAAAAUCAUUAUUGCAACCAUUAUGUACAAAGAGCCUUUGUAAUUCAUAUUUAAUUUACAAGUGAAUAAAAUAAAAUCGUGAUAAUAAUCACAAUGGAA